Cylindrotheca closterium is the source of this 939-nucleotide messenger RNA. The record is from the annotation of a GenBank genome assembly. Lineage: Eukaryota; Bacillariophyta; Bacillariophyceae; Bacillariales; Bacillariaceae.
AUGAUGGGAGCAAAGGGAGAUGGUGUGGAGAUAGUUUACUAUCUUCAGAAUUGUUGCAGCGACCUCAAUAUUGGAAACAAGCUGUCACGAUUGUACCAUGCAAAUAUCAUGGCAAUGGCAAUAGGAGCUGAUUUCCUGUAUGUCUGCCCCACGCAUAAAGACACUGGAAACAGGGGUAGUAUCAUGAGUAGACUGGCACAAGAGCGCAUAGACUCUGAAUCCGAUGCGAGACAUGUGGUAUCCAAGACAAAAUCAGUUGCAGAAAUCUGUGAUGUCUGUGACUCCAAUCACCCGCAUCAAUGUGCAACAGGGGAAAUUGGACUGGUUGUCCCGAUCGUUAUUGAUGAUCUACAAGGGACUGUAAGACAUGCCUCAGACUAUGAUGAGGGUUCGUUUGACGUAGCACUGCAUUACAGAUGUGGAGAUAUUCUUGGACUUCAUACAGAAAAGUAUGGCAUCUUACCACACUCUACCUUUGUGCGUCUGAUUCAAGCGAAGCAUGAUCGGGAAGACAACAUAAGCAUUGUGGUAUUAUCCAACGUACUCAACGGCAAUAAAGCUGGCAAGAAUGCCAGAUCUCGAGACGUCUUGUUUGCAGCGACGUGCCAAAUUCUUGUCGACGAUCUUGUUGAGUACUUGAGUCAGUCCUUUCCCAACGCAAGAAUAUCGAUUCCAACCAAUGGAUCCAUCGCGGUCGACUACUUUCGCCUCAUUAGAGCAACAUCAAUGGCAAUUUGUGGCCCCUCUACUUUUUGUCUCUGGCCAACUCUGGCCAACCCAAACGCGAAAAUAUUGAACUCACGCUUGUUUCCUUGGAUCAAGCAGCUGGAUGGUUCAAAUUCUACAGUAUUUGAUUCAGUGAUGCUGAAACCAAGGAAGAACCAAACCAUUCUGGACAUGGGUGUUGCUUCAAUUCUAGCUUGGUUGCGAACAAGCUAG